AUGACAGAAGCAAGGCAACUUCUAUUCCUUGAACGCAUCCUCUUCGUGUUUGAGUUGGCCAAAAGAAAGGCCGGAAAGGCCCAGAUUCUGAGAUUGAGCCCAAUGGAGUGGCAGGAUGAGGCAGACAUUUGCUGCUUCGCGGGCUAUAUCUUAGAGAAAAUGAGGGCUGCCAGGGACAAGGACAACCUCCUGGUAUUCAAGAAGGCGACCAUUGACACUGUCAGGAACAGGUUCAUCGAGGGGGAUUUCCACGAAGACAUCAAGCCCACUGUGGAAAGCAGAGAUGCUUUCUUCCAGCCAGAAGACACAAGCAUGUGGUUCGAGAACCUUCCCAAGAAGAUGUGCCCAGAUCCUUCAACGGACCACCUAUCCAAAGCCGAUGGCAAAAUCGAAGAACUGCAAUUGCAACAGUCAAAAAUGCAGUUCGAUGCCGACGCAUUGUCUCUGGCGAGGGAUGCCGCACAGAUUGCAGCCCUUUAUCAAAAGGAGAUGAAAAACGAACGUGCAAAUCGCCUAGCAAAAGUGAUGCAUCUAAAACAGGAAAACCAAAUGGGAUCCAACUUGGUGAUGCAGCACAUGAAAAAGAACUGCAAUCACAUUGCGGGACCUGUCAGUGACUUGACUGAUGAGGUUGUUCAGGCAAGGUUUGCAGCAUCUUUGAAGAAAGAGGAUGGAGCUCUUUUGGUAUGGAUCGACUACAUGAAAGCCGGCGUGGUCAGCAAAGAUGAGUUGAACAACUCCGUCACCAUGCUGUCAAAGGCACUUGCUGCUCUUCCGGAAGCAUCCAUCGGAUUCAUCAUUGCGCCUCAUGCCCAGAGGGUGGAAAACAAACUGGAUGCAAAGGGCAUCGAGUCUGAACCUGUCCUUUUGCGCUGCGAAGAUCCUCCAGCAACGAAGAGAGUACAGUUGAACUUUCCGGCCUGGGUGGUCUACCAACAGGGCGUAAGGGCUCGGCAUCUUUCCGAUGUGGUUCAUUCUGCGGACUGGAAGCGCCUUAUCACUGACUUCGACAAGAAGUUUUGUGGCAACAUCCAGACCGAGCCCGAAGACCAAAGCCAGAUCGUGCCUGCUGAAGAACCGGAAGAGGUAUGUCACCAAGAGAUCGAACUUUCCCUCACCGAGUUCGAAAUUGGCCAUGGGAAGUCAACAUUCCUCAAGGAUGAGAAGCUGGCAAAACUUCAACGUGAAGGUGUUGGCUCUGGCCCAGGGGCUUUGCAGACUCCAACUCCCAGAGUAGCCUUGGAUGAAGCUGGCAAGAAGAGCAAAACGAACAGGCUGAAGCAAGCUGCAGAAAUCCAAAAGAGACCUGAGGGGGAGCAGGUUCCCAAGGCAAAGUCUGCUGUUCAGAGGGCACUUGAACUCCAGGCGUCUGAUGCGGAAGCCAAGAAGAAAGCUGGCAAGGCUACUGCAAAGAAGGAACCCAAGAAGAAAGCUGCCGCCAAGAAAAAAGCUGCUGCGAAGAAGCCAGCCAGGAAGCCAGCCAAGGCUGAAGCUGAGGAGGCUGAAGCUGAGGAGGAUGUGUUGGAUUCGGAGGAGGAUCUGAGUGAAGAAUACCUGGAGGAAGAGGAGGAGGAGGAGGAGGUCAACAGCGUUGACGCUGAGACUCUCCGCCUUGGACAGUCGCCGAAGCAGAAGAAAUUAAAGAACAGUGAACCAAAGAAGCGUGAACCAAAGAAGGGGAAGGAAAGCCAGAAAAAAGAUGAUGAUGAUGAAGUUGCCAGGGCUUCUCAAAGAGAUGGCGAUGAGAUGGGAGGGGUGGCUGGGGCACAGAGUAUGAGGGCGCUUUAUUGGGAAGUUGUGCACGAAGCCCAGAAGCGGAUCAAACGAGAGAAUCCGGACAUGCCUGCCAAAGAAGUCUUGAAGCUGGCACGUGCAGAGUGGGAGGAGCACCCUCAGCGUAUGAGCGCUUUGCGCAACAUGUCCAAUAGUGAGCUCUCUCGUCGCAGAAUGACUAGCAGCUGCCAGAAGAAGGUUUCAGAGCCAAAGCGCCGCAGGAAAACUGCGGCAGGGAUGGAUGCUUAG
Durusdinium trenchii is the source of this 2022-nucleotide messenger RNA. The record is from the annotation of a GenBank genome assembly. NCBI's taxonomy places the organism in Eukaryota, Dinophyceae, Suessiales, Symbiodiniaceae.